This is a messenger RNA of Opisthocomus hoazin, 847 nucleotides long. The record is from RefSeq and is a predicted model, not a curated record. NCBI's taxonomy places the organism in Eukaryota, Metazoa, Chordata, Aves, Opisthocomiformes, Opisthocomidae.
UUACAUGUCUGUUGCAGCACUAUGGCUAAUAUAAAGACAGAAGAUGAAAUAAUGCUCUUUGAAAGAGAAAUGAAAGAGUUUUGGACCAAAUUAAAGGCCGUUUAUGGCACUGAACAGAUCAAUCAGACUUUAGCACUGAGAGAUUCAUGCAAGGAGUCCAUAAAAGCGCUUUCAGAGAAAUGGUCCAAGAAGUUAAAAGAAGGGGACCUGAUGAUUGAUAAAAUUCAGGAGUAUAGCAGUGAGAUUCUCCAGCAGAGCCAACGCAUAUCAGAAAAUCAAGAGCACUUGACAGAAAUAAAAUCUAACCUGAAUCAUGAAGAAGAACAAAAGAAGGAUUUGACUGACAGCAUCCAAGAGCUUAAAGAAGAGUUGAUGAAGAAAAAGGAAAUAAUAUCAUCUAAAACCAAAGCUGCUAAGGAGAGAGUGGAACGACUGUGCAAGUCUAAAGUAUUGUUUGAAGAGCGGCUUGGACUGGAGAUACGCAGAAUUCACAAUGAACAAUUACAGUUUAUAUUCAGACACAUUGACCACAAAGAUCCUGACAAGCCAUAUGUGUUUACCCUUUCCAUAAACGAACAGGGAGAUUAUGAAGUGACUUCCUGUACUCCUCCUCUGGACUGUAUAGCAGAGUUCCAGCUCAAAGUGAGAGAAACUAACAAUUUUUCUGCGUUUGUUGCAAACAUCAGAAAAGCUUUCACUGCUUUAUCUUAUAAACAGUCUGCAUAAAACUAGCUUACACCUCUUUCUGGCUGCAGAGCACUUUUUUUCUUUCCUUCCUGUGUUGUGAAAGUAUGUGUUAAUCCAUGCUUUACUCUAAUUUCUAAAUAAAGGAAAAUAAUGAAAACAA